AUGGAAGACUCUACACCAUCUCCUAAUGAUACUGUUUCUAGUACCCCAAUACUAAGCGAAACCGGAACAGAAAUAGUCUGUGAUACGUAUUCUCAUAAUGAUCACUGGAAAGCUAUAACACUAAAAGAUAAUCAAAAUCAAAGAGUUUGGAAAUGCCAACAUUGUGUAAAGACGUAUUCAAUAAAUACAAGUAGAACACACUUAAAAGAACAUACUACUUUGCGAUGUCCUAAAUCUCCACUAUCUGAUACUCAAAUCAAAGCAUUCCUGAAGAUUACAAAAAAUGAAAUGGAUAAGUCAAUAGUUGACUUGGUUGUUAGUACAGGAAUGUCCUUCAAUAUUCUUGAUAGCUCAUUGUUUCGUCAAGUGGCUAGAAAUCUCCAAUAUGUAAAACAUUCGUAUAAAAUUCCACAUUCAACAACAAUAUCACGACAUCUUACGGGUGAUAUAUUCAAUUUAAGAUUUGACUUUAUCAAGAAUAUACUUGCCAAGUCUCCUGGGCGAAUUUCACUAACAUGUGAUGGGUGGCAUUCAACCGUUCAUAGGUGUCACUAUAUUGUUGUUACGGGGUCAUGGAUUAGCGAUGAUUGGAGAGUAGUUAAUAUAAUUUUAAGUUUCCAAAAAUCUGGGCAAACAGCAGAUGAUAUAUUAUCAACAAUAAUAGCCACUUUAGAAGCAUAUUCUAUCAAAGAAAAAAUAGUUGCAAUUACCAUGGAUAACACUACUACGAAUAAAGCCGUAAUUAAAGAAGGCUUGAAGGAAAUAAGCCAGUUGAAAGAGAAGGUUCAUAAAAUUAUGAAAUACUUAUCUAAUCCCUUAUCUAGUGGUAGAAUAGAAAUAUUAAGAUCAUACUGUCGAAUUUCUGGAAUAAAACCUUUGCAACCUAUCCUUGAAAUAGACACGCGUUGGAACUCUACGCUGGCUAUGUUUGAGAGAUAUAUUUAUCUACAUCCAGCCAUUCGUGAGAUGUGUUCAAAGGAAUCCUCCAUGCCCUCUUGUUUAGACAAUGAAGAGUUUGCAGCACUUAAAGCCUUCUGUCAACUUCUCAAGCCAUUUGAAAGCGCCACAUUAAUGCUUUCAAAAGAACAAUCUAAUUCAAUUUCUGAUGCGAUUAUGGUAAUAUUAGAGAUUGGUCAACAUAUUAAAAAAGUUAGCACUAGAAUAGGUUGCCAUAUGAAAAAAAAAUUUGACAAAUACUGGAACAUAAUUAUCGAUCAUGUCAUAAUCGCACAUGUACUUGAUCCAAGAUAUAAGUUGGAGCAUUUAGAAGCAACGUUAAUUGAAGUUGGUGGAUAUAGUGAAAAUGAAGUAGAUCUGUUUGUUAAUAAUAUUCGAAAAAAGAUUAUUUCUCACGGAACAAAAUAUACAAAUACAGAACCUCCAAAUAUUGAAGUUCCUGAAACCGUUAAUAUUAAUAAUGAGUCUACAUCCGAUUUUUUAUUUCCUAGAAGAAUUUCAAAAAAAAGAAAAUACAAUGAAAACUCGAUUGAAUCCGAAUUAGAAUUAUAUGAAAACGAGUCACUUGAAGAUUUCACAAAUGACAAUGAAAAAAAAGAAAAUAAUGGAAUACUAUUUUGGAAGUCGUUAUCAAAAAGUUUUCCAAUACUCAGUAAAAUGGCACGCGAUUAUCUAAGUAUUAAACCUUCAAGUGUCUCUAGUGAAAGGGCAUUUUCAAGGGCGGGUUUUACGAUCACUAAUGAUAGAGCAACUAUCAGUGAAAAAACUGUUUCUAGCAUGAUACUUAUGCAUUCAUGGCUCCUAGAAAGCCAAAAUGAGUUUAGUCCUCUUAAUGCUCUUCCUUAA
Messenger RNA from Dentiscutata erythropus, 1803 nucleotides. The record is from the annotation of a GenBank genome assembly. Lineage: Eukaryota; Fungi; Glomeromycota; Glomeromycetes; Diversisporales; Gigasporaceae.